This is a messenger RNA of Parascedosporium putredinis, 981 nucleotides long. Lineage: Eukaryota; Fungi; Ascomycota; Sordariomycetes; Microascales; Microascaceae. The record is from the annotation of a GenBank genome assembly.
AUGGCGAAACUCCCGAAUCCCUCUGUCACGCCCCAAGCGCUUUCCCGCCUUUGUCCGAGGAUCAUCCAUCGCCUGCGAAUCCGACCAAAGCAGCCUGACAUCACAACCUCCGAAGCAUCCCGCCCUCCAUCAUCCGCAAUCCAACAUUGGCCCGUCAUUCCCUGUGAAGAUGAUACAGUAUCCAACAUGGCGCACAUCGUGAGCACGGCUUCGCCCGUGCCUUCUGAAAUAUUUGCGCUGGUAGCAACUCUCGUUAUCUCGAUCGUCGUCCUCCUGAUCCUCCGUCACUUCCUGCCGCUCCGAACGACUCCCGCAUUUUACCUCGUUCCCAUAUUUUUCGCCAUCUUUCUUCCUGCCGCGAUCGUCUUACUCGUUCCAAUCGAUCUUGCGUCAAGCGCAAGAACAGAAGACGAUGCGACCCGAGGAAUAUGGCUCCCCGAGAGGGUACUCCUUGUAUCUUGGAGAAUCACCUACUGGCUCACCUUUGCCCUCACCUGGUUCAUCCUUCCCGUCCUUGCCGAAUAUUCCGACUCCGGACAUCGCGAGCCCUAUGGCAAGCUCAUGUACUCGUUGCGCUCGAAUGCCCAGUUUCACGCCAUGGUUCUCGGCUCGAGCGCCGUUGGGCUAAUAUAUAUCUUCAUAACCUACGGCUUUUCGCUGGUCUCACUUAAGAGUGUCAUCAUGGCCCUUGCUUACUGUUGGGGUCUCGUCUUUGCCAUCUACCUCAUGGGCCAUGGCCUCGUCUCAAUACCCCGUCGGCUCUUCCGGAACGCCAGCGUUAGCGGCCGCCUUCGCCGGCUUCAGAGCCAUGCGCCAGCGCUUCACGAAAAGAUGGAAGAUUCCUUAUUGACUCUCGAAGACAUCGAGGCGCAGGUCAUCUUGCUAAGCCGCCGCAAGGUUGGCAGCGCGAGGGACUUUAGCGAAUGGAUCGAGGAACUAGUCGAAAUGGGCGGUCUCGAGGACGCCCCCAAGGGCCGCUGA